Molecule: messenger RNA, 3816 nt
Organism: Marmota monax (woodchuck)
Lineage: Eukaryota; Metazoa; Chordata; Mammalia; Rodentia; Sciuridae
Gene: Fam133b
Product: family with sequence similarity 133 member B
Exons: 11
Coding region: 18-863 (281 amino acids)
Source: RefSeq, a predicted model, not a curated record
GCGGCGCCGCUCUUUGGAUGGGGAGGGAAGCCGUCCAUAGGACCCGCGGCGGGCCCGCUUCGGCUGCUCCGCUGGCCUGGUCUCUCUUGGCGUCUUCACUGUGCGCUCCGACCGGCACCAUGGGGAAGCGGGACAAUCGAGUGGCUUACAUGAAUCCAAUAGCAAUGGCCAGAUCAAGGGGUCCAAUCCAGUCUUCAGGGCCAACAAUCCAGGAUUAUCUGAACCGACCAAGGCCUACCUGGGAAGAAGUGAAAGAGCAACUAGAAAAGAAAAAGAAAGGCUCCAAGGCUUUAGCUGAAUUUGAGGAGAAGAUGAAUGAGAAUUGGAAGAAAGAACUAGAAAAACACAGGGAGAAAUUAUUAAGUGGAAACGAGAGCUCAUCAAAAAAAAGACAGAGAAAGAAAAAAGAAAAGAAGAAAUCUGGUAGGUAUUCAUCUUCUUCUUCAUCAAGCUCUGAUUCUUCCAGCAGUUCUUCAGAUUCUGAAGAUGAGGAUAAGAAACAAGCAAAACGGAGAAAGAAAAAGAAGAACCGUUCUCAUAAAUCUUCUGAAAGCUCUACUUCAGAAACUGAAUCAGACAGUAAGGAUAGUUUGAAAAAGAAAAAGAAAUCAAAGGAUGCAACUGAAAAAGAAAAGGACAUUAAAGGAUUCAGUAAAAAAAGAAAGAUGUAUCCUGAAGACAAACCUUUAUCAUCUGAGUCCUUGUCAGAAUCAGAUUAUAUUGAGGAGGUACGAGCAAAAAAGAAGAAAAGCAGCGAAGAACGAGAUAAAGCAACAGAAAAAAUCAAAAAGAAAAAGAAGCAUAAGAAACACAGUAAGAAGAAGAAAAAGAAGGCUGCUAGUUCAAGUCCUGACUCACCGUAACAAUAAGAAAAACCAGGAUUCCCUUAUAAAGAAAGUGCAAUGUCAAAGGAAAUUUCAACUGUGAAAAUUAUGACAUAUUUACUAAAAUGCAUGAAUUUUCUUGUUUUUAGAAUUAUUCCUGGACUAUUAGAGCCACUCAGAGGCCACUGUGUGGAAGGGCCAUGAUUAUUGCCUGCUGCUUGAACAUCUGUUUUUUCUUCCAGUGCUUGAUAACUGGAAGAUAAUACACUGCAGUCAUACUAGUGGUUAAGAUAUUUGGGAAUAAAGCUAAUAUUUUAAACUAGAAGUACCUAGUGAUAAAUCAACACAAAUUGAAUCUGGAUGCAUCUUUAAGGUGUAAUCAGAAUUGACCAGAUGACUCUAGUUAAAAUUUUUAAAGUAGGGAUCACAUUAAUAUUUCAAAAUCCUUACUGUGUAGAUAAGUGUAUUUUAAUUUUUCCCCCUUGUAUGCUUUUAUUUACCUGGGGAAGGAGAUUUUAAAGUGGGGGGGGGGGUGAUUUGCUAUCUCUUUAGCUAGCAGAAUAGCGUGCCUUUGAUCUUCACACAUCCUACUUUUAUGGACACAGUAGCCAUGCUUCCUGGGGAGGUCAGAGCUGGGUACCAACAGUCUUUACCCUUUACUGAGCUUAGUGACAUCCUUGGACUUUAUCAUAUGCUGCUUUGAGUGAACCAGAAAAACAACCCUUUACAGCAUGAGAAAGUCCCCGAAGCUCUGGUAUUUAUCUCCAUGAUAAUAAUAACUGAAUGUUUUUUAGCUUUAGAAUGUGUUACGUCAUUUGAAUUAAGUUUGACUAUACUUUGGCUUUGGAGAUAGACACUGGUACCUUUUGGACUUGAUAGCUGAAGAUUCUAAAAUGCAUGUUUUAUACAGUUAAGUUUAACUGGUCAGGAAAAUUUUAUGUAACCAGCAAUAGUUACUUUAUUUUUUGUAUGAAUUUUGUUUAGGCUGCAAUGUUUAGCUUUUGUUAACUCCUUACUCUUGCUGUCUUAAGUUCAUUACUAUGUUUAGUGGCAUACUUGCCAAGAUAUUUAGCAUGUAAAAAGCAGGGUUUUGAUUUUUUUUUUUUUUUUUUUUUUUUUUAACAGCUUCAUAUUGAAGCUGAGACUUAUAUAAACAAGUUGAAUGGCAGGCCUGGUAUGCUGUAUCUUGUUACAUAAAGCUGUUGCCAGAAUCUUAGUAAAUAUAAUGUUUUAAAAGCUUGUUGUCUUUGUAUGUUAAUAACAAAUUAUAAUGAGUUAAAUUUAAGUGAGAGUUUUAUCACUGCUCUUUCUGUGUCAUAUUUUACUAAGAUUUUGUGCCUCAUAUCUUCUGCUGAAUUAUUAGGAAUGUUAAAAGGAAUUGAUAAAUCACUUUCGUUUUACAUUUUUAUAUAAUCAAGUAAUAUGAAAUAUAAUUUGAUGUACAGUUUUGCCUGUUACAGGGGGUAUGCUGAUUAUAGUGGCAUAUGCACAGAACAUUUUGGCAUGACGAGGCUGAAUAAAUAGCUAUUUUACUUAAAAAUAGCUGUGUUCUUAUCUCCCUUUGGGUCACAGGUAGUUAUAAAGAUAAAUACCACUUGGUUAGUCGGUAGAUAAGAUAGAACCACAAGUUUUUUAACUAUAAAAGUAACAUUUCCUAGAAAAUUCCUUUAGAUUUUGUGCUUAAGACUGCAUACUGUUAAAAGAUAUCUAUGCUCAAGUACACAGAAAUUUUGACCAGCAUUUCAUAUUCCAAAAGAAAAUUGUUAAUGAAAGUGCCAAAAAAAAAAUUUAUUAGGUCAUUUGUUGGUUAGUUUUGCUAUGAAUAUAGAAGCAUAACUUUAUAGACUGGUCCAGAAUAUAAUUGUCCUGUCCCGCUAGAAGCAACUGUUCAUUAGGCUGGGGAAGAGGGAACAAUGUGAUUUGAUUUAAAAAAAAAAAAAACUAUACUUUUCAGAUUCUGUUUACUGAAUAUGAAACGCCUUUUUUCAUUGUUUUUCUAAUAACAGUCUUCCAGUAAUGUAUGGAAAGAGUAUUUGACAGAGUAAUGCUGUCAGUUAUGUUUAUUUCAUAGUUAACUACAAUGUACAGGAUAAUAAUAUCUCUUCCUCCUUCCACAAACCACGCUUUGUCUUUCUUGAGUAACUGAACACCAAUUGUACAAAGACGAGGCAUGUUGUUUCGAUAACGGUACUUGGAUAACUGCCAGAAAUUGAUGAGUGUCUGGAUAGAAAAAUUGGCUCUAUACCAGUGCUACUUACUUUAGUCACUUUGAAUUUCCUUGGUUGCCCUCAGUGUAUUUAGGUAUUUGAAGUACCAUUAGAGUGUCUUGAUUUUAUUUUAUUCAGAAUACAGGUUCUUUUUUUUUUUUUUUUUUUUCUCAUUUAAGAUGUGUUAAAAAUUAAUUUUCUAUCUUUUCAUUGUAAACAGUAGACUAACCUCAGGGAAGCCAAGUGAGAACUGCUAUUUGAACUUUUUUUAACUUAAAACCUAUGAGCAUCCAUCUAGUAUUUUUGGAAGGAAGAUUUUAGGAAGACAGCCCCCUGCCCCCAAUUAUUUGCCUUGUUUUAAAACUUUUUUUUUUUUUUGGUACCUGAGAUUGAAGAUAGGGGUGCAUAAUCACUGAACCAUAUCCCCAGCCCUUUUUUAUUUUUAUUUUGAGGCAGGGUCUCACUAAUUGCUUAGGGCCAAGGCCUCCCAGGUAGCUGGGAUUACAGCCAUGUAAUUAUUAAGUAUUAAAUUUUUAAGUAUAAAGGUUUACUUUGGCCAGCUUAGAGGAGGUUAUAACCUUUGAAGGAAAUGUUGAUGCCCUGGCUUAAAACUAAUUUUAAUGUUAAGAAUCUAGUAAGGGGGCUGGGGAUGUGGCUCAAGCGGUAGCACACUUGCCUGGCAUGCAUGCGGCCCGGGUUCGAUCCUCAGCACCACAUACAAACAAAGAUGUUGUGUCCGCCGAAAACUAAAAAUAAAUAUUAAAAUUCUCUCUCUCUCUCUCUCU